This is a messenger RNA of Lodderomyces orthopsilosis Co 90-125, 1608 nucleotides long. RefSeq lists its product as uncharacterized. NCBI's taxonomy places the organism in Eukaryota, Fungi, Ascomycota, Pichiomycetes, Serinales, Debaryomycetaceae. The record is from RefSeq and is a predicted model, not a curated record. The coding region runs from base 1 to 1608 and encodes 535 amino acids. The transcript has a single exon.
AUGCUUGUUUGCUUGUGUUGUGUGGAAUUUAGGAUUCUUAAACUGAUCUCAUCUUUCAUCUCAUGCAUUUUUUUUUACGUAAGAUUUCGUAUCACAAAUUUGAAACUGGGCUACAAGUUGGUGCCUGUAUUCGUCAUAAAGGAAGUCAUGGAUGAAGAUGAUAUAGACUCAUUCGAUAUACCACUUAGGCCCAAAACGAGGCACGUAUUUAAAAGAAAACAGCAAGCAAAUUUUGAUGUCUCUUCAUCAAGAAAGACAACAGCUGUACUGAUUGACAACGAGGAUGAAACUGUAAAUGAGUUCAAGGAAGACGGGGAUGAACUUGGUACAACCGAUGUAACACAGAAUAUAAAAGUGAAGCCUGUUUUCAAGAAGAAACAAAUGGAUUCUAACGCAUCGUUUUCAAGAAAGUCAAGGGCAAUUCCGAUAGACAAUGACAUAGAUGGGGAAGUAGAAGAGGAGGAGGAGGAGGAGGAGGAGGAGGAAGAGAUUGAAAUUAGAAUCAAAUCCUCGUCAACAUUUCAACGACGAGAUCAGAGUGAACCGUCAAAGCGACGUUUAAACUUGUCCAAAUAUAAAGUAUCCAGCAAAGAGAAUGAUGUAGGAACAGAAGCAGUCAAGAAAGUGGAAAAGGAAAAAGGGUCAUUUAAAGAACCCUUGAACACGCCCCAAUCCGGAUUGGACAAUGAAAAUCCUGGGAAUAACCCCGUAAUUGCCAAAAUUGACGAGUUGGACACUAUUUUAUCUCCUAAAAAGGAAUCUUCACUUCCACCAAAUAUAGAAGUUCGAUUACCUAAACCCGUUAAUAAUGAAUCGUCGGUAACAAGUCAGCGCUUGGAUGCCUUGAAACUCGAAUUUGACAACGAAGAUUCUGAGGACAAUCCCGUGAUUGCCAACAUUGACGACUUGGACUUCGAAUUCUCCCCUGAAAAAGAACCGUCAGUGUCGCCAGAUAUUAAGAUUCCCUCACAUAGAUCAGCAGGUUAUGAACCACCGUUAACCAGUCAAUCCCAUAGUCCACCGCCUUCGUUACCUCGGUCAUAUGUUCCUAUAAAUCCCAAUGCAGAGCCAACUUUAUCCAAACGACAAUAUCUUAAUCAAGUUGCAUCUGAAUACCAGGAUGAAAAGAAUUAUGAUGAUGGAGCACCAUCGAAUCAAGAACUACGACAACCCGAUUUUGAUCCUGCUCCCAAUAAUGACUAUGAAUUGAGUGAUGAGGACAUGGGUGUGCUUAAGAGAAAUAUCGAUUUUGAGAACAAGUAUAAUGAUGAAAUUGUUAGUGAUUAUGGUUCAAGUGAUAAUGAUUACGGAUAUGAUGGGCACAAUAGACAUAAUCGAUAUAAUGGACAUGGGUUUGGCAAUGGGCCUGGAUAUGCUGACUAUGGGUAUGGGUAUGGCUUUAAAAAUCAAAGGAGGAAACCAAAUGUGUCCAAUGUCAAAGUGUAUACAAUUCAGGAACAAAUCGAACGAAUUGAAAAUGCGUUGAAAUUAGAACGAACUAAACAAAAGCAAAAAGAAGCGGCGAAAGUUGAUUUAUUGAAGCGGAAAGUGGAGAUUCGAAAACAAAGAGAAGCAUUAUUGAAAAAGUUGGAAGACUGGAGACUUUAA